Messenger RNA from Rana temporaria (common frog), 1403 nucleotides. It is a transcript of the gene RHOA, whose product is annotated as ras homolog family member A. Bases 144 to 725 code for a protein of 193 amino acids. The transcript is spliced from 5 exons. Gene Ontology annotation, molecular function: GTPase activity; GTP binding. Lineage: Eukaryota; Metazoa; Chordata; Amphibia; Anura; Ranidae. Gene Ontology annotation, biological process: cell migration; stress fiber assembly; small GTPase-mediated signal transduction. Gene Ontology annotation, cellular component: dendritic spine; cleavage furrow. The record is from RefSeq and is a predicted model, not a curated record.
CCCAGCGCGAGCGCGCACGUACGAUACGCGAGCGCGCCUGAGCCGGGCGGUUCUCUGUGGGAGCUUCAGCCGGAGUUGUGCUGAGAGGAAGAGAAGGCCGACCGGAGAGAGACACCGAGAACGUCGAGCCCGGGCACCGAGACAUGGCUGCCAUCCGUAAGAAACUCGUCAUCGUUGGAGAUGGGGCGUGCGGGAAGACGUGCCUUCUGAUAGUGUUUAGUAAAGACCAAUUCCCGGAAGUCUACGUCCCCACAGUGUUUGAGAACUAUGUGGCCGACAUUGAGGUGGACAGUAAACAGGUGGAACUCGCCUUGUGGGACACAGCCGGACAGGAAGACUACGACAGACUGAGACCUCUGUCCUAUCCAGACACAGAUGUUAUAUUAAUGUGCUUCUCCAUCGACAGCCCUGACAGUUUAGAAAACAUCCCUGAGAAGUGGACUCCGGAAGUAAAACAUUUCUGCCCCAAUGUGCCCAUCAUCCUGGUGGGGAACAAGAAGGACCUGCGUAAUGACGAGCACACCCGCCGAGAGCUGACAAAGAUGAAACAGGAGCCAGUAAAGCCGGAGGAAGGGCGCGACAUGGCUAACAGGAUCUCGGCUUACGGCUACAUGGAGUGCUCCGCUAAGACAAAAGAUGGCGUCCGAGAGGUGUUCGAGCUGGCCACAAGGGCGGCUCUGCAAGCCAGACGUGGCAAGAAGAAAACCACGUGCCUUCUCAUCUAACGAGAACAAAACCCAUGCCGUAAUCCGCACACAACCCAACCCCCGAUACCCCCCCCUCCUGCCUCCUAAGGGGGAGGGGGGAUGUCAGCACGUGUCGGGGAGAGCCCAUGGCAUCUUUACCGUCACGCAAAAAACCUUCGAAGUGAUGUUUAUUAAUCUUUAGCGUGUUCUUACUGGCCUGUCUUUUCCAUUUAUUCUGUAAUGAGUUAAGAGAUUUUAUAAAAAGAAAAGAGUCAUCUUCAUACCAGUAUUUAAAAAAAAAAAAAAAGAAAGUCAACUUUUUUUUUCUUUGAUUUAUAUAUAAAUAUAUUAUUUGUAACUUCACUGUUAGCGGCAGGAUUCAUACGCACCAGACUAACUCAGACAUUCCAGUGUAAUGCCAAUCCGUACCCCCGGGGGGACCCCCCUUUUUAAGGCUUCAUUAACAAGCUCUUUUAUUUAUACACUUAUUAAAAGUGCUGCCGUCUCCCGACUCUCUGUAGUCCGGGGCGGGAGGACCGCCGCUUGCCGGGACUGAGAGCGCCGUGUCCCCUCCACACACACACCGGCAAGAGAGAGGGUAAGGUAUGCCAUUGCCGGUACUGCCAGCUCCCUCUAUAACUGGAUCCUGGAGAUGUAAGCCGGGGGGCCGUUUACAUCAAUCGGCAGGCUCCACCCAUAACUGGAUCCUCCCACCGG